CGCGGGUGGCGCUGGCAUCUCCUGGGCUCUCCCCGCGGAGGGGGCGCUGUCCCGAGGAGCGGACAUCCGAGGCCCGGGACGGGGGCGGGGCAGCGUCCAGAGUCGGGGAAACUGAGGCCCGGCGUGGCCCCGUUCCGGCUGAGCCUGGGCGCGCGAGGAUUCCGGGCCUGGGAGCCCCUCGGCUGCGAGCGGGCUGCGGCCCCCGCGGGCUCCGAGGAGGCGUCGGCGGGGCGGUCCCGGCUGCAGGGUGCCCGCGUGCGUCUCGGGGACUGCGCCGUCGAUUCUGCGGUGGGCGAGCCUCGGAGGGGGUUUCCCCAGGUCCCGCAGCUAGCAGGAGGCGGAACUGGGCCUGGGCCGGGUCUGUCUCCCAAGCCGGUGCCUAAACGCCCAUCGCCCUGGCGCUUCCUGGGGUUCCCUGGGCCAAGCUGAGUCUGAGUGGCGUCCCCGCAGCUGGGGCGGGAGGGACCGCCUGCUGCGUUCCGUUUUGGUGGGCAGCCCUCAUGACCAGCCCUUGGGAGAGGGGUGCGGGGAGAGGGACAGCCCCUGAUGUCGGUGGCUCAGCACGUGUGACUUUGACCUCCUUCCUGCCGAUCAUUGCUCUCCUGAGCAACUCGGGGAGGGGAGGCAGCAGCCGCCUCUUGCGUGAGGCUUCCAGGGGAAAGCGUCUCCGCCGGCCCGGAGGCUCUGAACCGGCCUGCGGUCGCUGCCAGCUCUGCUUCUGGCCAGCUGUUAGCCGAGUUUACAGGUUCACAAGCAUUUCGGGCAUAAACAAGGGGCUUCGUGAAGGAGUGAGGGGACCUGGGCUGCUGAUGUGGCUAACGGUGCUGGCGGGUGGAUGCUUUGGUUUUUGUUCCAGUUGGGCAGCGCCCCAGUCAGUGUCCAGCAGGGAGAGCCACGCCAAGGACAGGGGAGGGCGUUUCCCUUUGUUGUUGGGUGUUUUGGGCUCCCGGGUCUGUGCUAGUGAUUCCUUUAGACUUUCUCUGCUGAUGCUUCAUUCUCCUACUCUCUCUUUCUAGCGUCCUUCUUCCUUCAGACUUCCUAGAGCACAGUUCCUAAGGAAAAAGCUUGACAGACAUUUGUUCGGUCUCAGGCACUGCCACAUUCCAGGGGCUGUUAUGGAUGCACGGAGAACAGCCAGCCUUGCCUUUGGGUUGCCUUUGAGAGCUUCCUUCCAUGGGGAAAGUGCCUGUCACCUGGGCAGUCUCAGCAGAAGUCAUGGAUGUAGAUGCUGAAAGAGAGAAGAUAACACAGGAGAUCAAGGAGCUGGAAAGGAUUUUAGAUCCCAGCUCCGCGGGCACCCACGUGGAGGUCUCAGAAUCAAGUCUCGAGUCAGAUUCUGAAGCAGAGUCACUGCCUUCUGAGGACUUGGACCCUGCCGAUCCCCUGAUCUCGGAAGAAGAAAGGUGGGGUGAAGCCAGCAAUGAUGAGGACGACCCCAAGGAUAAAACCCUCCCUGAAGAUCCGGAGACCUGCCUGCAGCUGAACAUGGUCUACCAGGAGGUCAUCCAAGAGAAGCUGGCUGAGGCCAACCUGCUGCUGGCCCAGAACCGGGAGCAACAGGAGGAGCUCAUGAGGGAUCUGGCUGGGUCCAAAGGCACCAAGGUGAAGGAUGGCAGGAGCCUGCCCCCAAGCACAUACAUGGGGCACUUCAUGAAGCCGUAUUUCAAGGACAAGGUCACGGGUGUGGGGCCCCCUGCCAACGAGGACACACGAGAGAAGGCUGCCCAGGGGAUCAAGGCUUUCGAGGAGCUCCUCGUGACCAAAUGGAAAAACUGGGAAAAGGCCUUGCUCCGAAAGUCAGUGGUGAGUGACCGCCUGCAGCGAUUGCUUCAGCCCAAGUUACUGAAGCUUGAGUACUUGCACCAGAAGCAGAGCAAAGUCUCCAGUGAGAUGGAGAAGCAGGCCCUGGAGAAGCAGGCCAGGGAAGCCGAGAAGGAGAUCCAGGACAUCAACCAGCUUCCGGAAGAGGCCUUGCUGGGAAACAGGCUGGACAGCCACGACUGGGAGAAGAUUUCCAAUAUUAACGUAAGUCGGGGACAGCAGCUGCAUUUAAAGAACAUGCCACACACAGAGCAGUGCAUCUCCCAGCCCUUGCCAAGCUGGGAGUUUCUGUUGAGUGAGUUGCAAUGUGGUUUUGGAGUCGUAUCAGUUACCUACUGUGAAUUUUUUUUUAAUAUUUUCUUAAGUGAAGGUUUGAUUCCUCUCUCACCUGGUCCUUCUUGGUCCUGUUUAGUGAGUGUAGUGUGUUCUUACUGCUACCGUGGGGUGCUCUCCAUCAGCCCACAGGAGUCUGGGAGGAGGAGAGCUGGAGUCUGCAGAAGGGUCACUCCAGUGGCUCACGGGCCCAUCUGUGCCCUGGGGCACUCUCAGAGCCAGAUCUGGACAUCCUGCCGCGCAGUAACACUCAUGUGCUUUUGUUUGGGACUUGGGAAGACCAGCCGCAGCGCCUUCCAGUGCCUGCAGAAAUUCCAGCAGCGGAACAAAGCUCUGAAACGCAAGGAGUGGACGGAGGAGGAGGAAAACCACUUUAGUGUCGUAUCCAAGAAGAAGCUUGGGGCAGCGGUGGGUAGCAUCUUAGCAUCUAAAAUGUUCUUUGCUUUUCAUGUGACUUUCAGGUAUCUCAGGAGAUUACAUUUCAGCUUGAAAAAGGGACGGUGGAAUUUGAAAGAAGAGGAACAGUUAAUUGAAUUAAUAGGAAAAUACGGUGUUGGUCACUGGGCAAAAAUAGCUUCUGAACUGCCCCAUCGGUCCGGCUCCCAGUGUCUGAGCAAGUGGAAGAUCAUGAUGGGGAAGAAGCAGGGUCUCCGGAGGCGGCGGCGGAGGGCCCGUCACAGCAUCCGGUGGAGCUCCAGCAGCAGCAGCAGCAGCAGUGGCAGUGGCGGCAGCGGAAGGGGCAGCAGCAGCAGCAGUGAGGAGGAGGAGCCAGAGCCAGAGCAGGCACAGGCUGGGGAGGGUGACAGAGCGCUGCUGUCCCCACAGUAUGUGGUCCCGGACAUGGAUCUGUGGGUUCCUGCCAGGCAGAGCACCAGCCAGCCAUGGAGAGGAGGGGCAGGGGCCUGGCUGGGAGGCCACGCUGCCUCCCUUAGCCCCCCCAAGGGAUCCAGUGCCAGCCAAGGUGGCAGCAAGGAAGCUUCCGCCACAGCCGCGGCUCCUGGAGAGGAGACGAGUGCAGUGCAGGCCCGUGCUACGGCCCACAGCCCUGUCCCGAGAGCUGCCCAGGCCUCCCACUCGGCGGACACUCACCCGGUGGGAGCAGAGAAGCAGGCCCUCGAGGGAGGGAGGCUGACAGUGCCUGUGGAGACCGUGCUGAGGGUGCUCAGGGCCAACACGGCUGCUCGGAGCCGCACACAGAAAGAGCAGCUGAGACAACCACCCCUGCCCACCUCGUCCCCAGGGGUCAGCUCCGGUGACAGCGUGGCCCGGUCCCAUGUGCAGUGGCUACGGCACAGAGCCACCCAGAGUGGGCAGCGGCGCUGGAGACACGCUCUGCACCGGAGGCUCCUGAACCGCAGGCUGCUGCUGGCUGUGACCCCUUGGGUGGGGGACGUUGUCCUGCCCUGCACACAGGUGCCCCAGAGACCCGCCGCAGUGCAGACUCAAGCGGAUGGCCUCAGGGAGCAGCUGCAGCAGGCCCGCCUGGCCAGCACCCCUGUGUUCACCCUGUUUACCCAGCUGUUCCAGAUCGAUACUGCCGGCUGCUUGGAGGUCGUCCGAGAGAGGAAGGCCCUGCCGCCCAGGCUGCCCCAGGCUGGUGCUCGGGACCCACCAAUGCAUCUUCUGCAGGCGCCCUCAAGUGCUCAGAGCACCCCAGGCCACCUCUUCCCAAAUGUGCCAGCUCAAGAAGCCUCAAAGAGUGCCAGCCACAAAGGGAGCCGAAGACUGGCGUCCAGCCAGGUGGAGGGCACCCUACCCCAGGCGUCCCCACUGGCUCCGACUGGCCCCCGGCCCAAGCCCAAGACUGUGUCAGAGCUGCUUCAGGAGAAGCGGCUUCAGGAGAAGCGGCUUCAGGAGGCCCGUGCCAGGGAGGCCACCCAGGGCCCGGUGGUGCUCCCGUCCCACCUGCUGGUCUCGCCUGUGAUCCUCCAGCCCCCUCUACCGCACACCCCACACAGCCACCCAGCCCUGGGUCCCACUGUCUCAAAUGUUCCAUACUCGGGGCCUGGGACCCCCGCAGAAGCCAAGCCUGGCACUUCAGGCUCCUGGCAGGAGGCUGGGCCUUCAGCCAAGGACAAGAGACUCUCCACCAUGCAAGCCCUGCCCCUCGCUCCUGCCUUCACAGGGCCCGAGGGCACAGCCCCUGCUGCUUCCGGAGCCCCUGGCCUGGGCCCCAGCCAGGUCUCUGUGAGCUGCCCUGGGAGUGGUCUCGGACAGUCGCAGGCCCCCACUGCAUCCCGGAAGCAGAGCCUGCCUGAGGCAUCACCCUUUCUCCCUGCAGCCCCCAGCCCCACCCCACUGCCUAUCCAGCCCCUCAGCCUGACGCACGUAGGAGGGCCACGUGUGGCGGCCAGUGUCCCCCUGCCUGUCACCUGGGUGCUCACAGCCCAGGGGCUUCUCCCUGUUCCUGUGCCAGCUGUGGUGGGCCUUUCCAGUCCAGCAGGGACGCCUGGCCCCACAGGGCUGGUGGCCACUCUGCUGCCUCCCCUGACGGAAGCUCAGGCGGCCCAGGGCCCCGGGGCCCCAGCGUUGAGUAGCUCUUGGCAGCCCCCAGCCAAUGUGAACUCAGGACCAGAGCCUUCCUGCGGGACAGUCCCCCCAGCCCCUCCCACACACGCCGCCUCCCGAAGUCCUGCAGAAGUGGAUGCCAGUGUGGCUGUUGUCCCUGGAGAGGCCCAGGUGGCCAGGGAGAUACCUGCACCCAGGACGUCCUCCCAGGCCGACCCCCCUGAAGCAGAACCCCCCUUGCCCAGGAGGCUGCCACCCCUUGGUGGUGUCAUUCCAGCAAGUGAGCCAGGGGGGACGCUGGGGUCCCCCUCAGGAACACAAGAGCCCAAGGGAACUCUGGACCUGGAGAAGCCACCCCUGCCCCAGCCUGGGCCUGAGAAGGGGGCCCUGGACCUGGGCCUGCUGUCCCAGGAGGCUGAGGCGGCCACACAGCAGUGGCUGGGGGGCCAGCGUGGGGUGCGGGUACGUCUUCUGGGAAGCAGACUGCCCUACCAGCCCCCGGCCCUGUGCAGCCUUCGAGCACUGUCCAGCCUCCUGCUCCACAAGAAGGCCCUGGAGCACAAGGCCGCCUCCCUGGUGGCGGGGGGCGAGGCUGAGCGGCCGGCUGGAGCGCUACAAGCCUCACUGGGGCUGGUGCGGGGGCAGCUCCGGGACAACGCAGCCUACCUCCUGUUGCGGGCACGGUUCCUGGCAGCCUUCACCCUCCCUGCGCUCCUGGCCACCCUGGCCCCCCAUGGUGUCCGCACCACCCUCUCAGCAGUCUCGAUAGCAGGCUCCGAGAGUGAGGAUGAGGACCUCCUGAGCGAGCUGGAACUCGCAGACAGGGACGGGCAGCCGGGCUGCACGGCGGCCACACGCCACAUUCAGGGACCCCCAGACUCUGGUAGAUGCUCUGCCGCCUCCUGCCUGGAUGCUUUUAAUGACCUUGAUGUUGACGACCUUGAUGUGCUCAGAACCCGGCAUGCCAGGCACACCCGGAAGCGGAGGCGGCUGGUGUGAGCAGCAGGACAAGCACGCCUCAGAAGCCCGUGGCCCUGCUGACGAGAAACAGCCCAUACCCAACCUGCGAGAGAGGCAGCCAGGGGCCAGGUAUCUGCUGGCCAUCCACCGACCAGGUCCGCAGUGAACAGAGGCAGGCCUGCCAACUGACCAUGUGGCACGGGGCACAGCUGUUCCCCAAGUGCACACCUGAACACUCGGAGGAGUAAAGUUCUGUUUUUAAUUGUGGAGCCGGA
Molecule: messenger RNA, 5897 nt
Organism: Cercocebus atys (sooty mangabey)
Lineage: Eukaryota; Metazoa; Chordata; Mammalia; Primates; Cercopithecidae
Gene: SNAPC4
Product: small nuclear RNA activating complex, polypeptide 4, 190kDa
Exons: 21
Coding region: 1174-5661 (1495 amino acids)
Source: RefSeq, a predicted model, not a curated record